GGUAUUGGAAGAGUUACUCUUGCCGAUACAGCAGCUCGUUACGGGUACGUGAUGGGACGAAAAGUAGUGUAACUCGUCACCGGUGAUAGGUGGGACGAGGUAUGGCCAGGAAGGGGAGUUACGCUUGCGUAUACGCCAGCUCGUGACCAGGUGCGAUGGGGUGUGUGGUUGUCAGUGCUGGUCGCGCCACCACAACGUCCACACCAGCAACACCCAGUCAUGUCUCCGCUCUCCCCAACUCCCCACUAGUGCCGCCCCUCACCUGCUGAGUGGGGCGCCCUUUUCCCUCGAUUCCUCCCCUACUCUCCCCCUGUGUCCUCCCCCGUGGAACCCUGUGAUGCCCCCGGGUACAGUGUCAUAGGACCCCUGUGCAGACAGACCUGUAGCAGGGGUGUUUAGAGGCACGCGCGCGCUGUCUGCGUGUUGGUGGAACAACAGGUGGAGUUUAGGAAGGUGGCUGUGAUGUGAGGCACCACUGGCACUGUAGCAGCAGCAGCCGCAUGCUGCACCAGGCCCAGAACACCCUCGCUAGCAGUGUUAGGGCAGUGCCAGGUAUUUCAGGCACUGGUGUUGCCUGUGACAUAGAGGGACGUGGCGUAGGCCUUCACUAUCAUCCUGGAGUAGCCUCGCUCACACAGGGACCUGGUGUAGGCCUUUGGGGUCCCUUCUGAGUAGGCUGUUUCAUACAGGAACGCUGUUUAGGCCUCCAGGAUCUCCAUGAGUAGGCUGGCUCGCGAAGAGACCUGGUCAAGGCCUCUAGAAAUCAUCCCAAAUAAACUCGUUCACGCUGGCUCAACUCAAAGAGGCUCAGUGAUCGACAGGUGUUGAAAAUAAUAUAUAUUAUUAUAUAUACACAGAGCUCAAAGUGUUUUUUUUUUUGUCACGCGGCAGUUCUCAAUCCUCUCUACUCAGCCAUCCCAUCUUCAAAGACUGCUCGAAAACCAAAAAAGUAUCGUAGCUGUGGGAUUUGUGUGACCAACUUGCGAUUCAUCUAGUUUUUUACAGGCAGCAACGCAGAGCGACCGAUUCAGAGAGUUUUCGAGGAUUACAUUGACAGGAGGAAGUCUGAGAGGAGGAGCCUCAGAUGCAAGGAUGAGUUUCCUAAAUUCCCUACAGCAGGUGGUAGCCGGCGUCACCAACACCCUCUCCCUCUCACCUAAGAGGUUCCCCUUCGGCAGGGAGAACAGCAGUGGUGGGGGAAGCAACGAUAUCACUACUGCCACCACCACUACUACCACCACUACCACCACUGCAGUGGGUGGGUAUCACUACCACCACCGCCCAGGAGGCUCGCCCAAUCCACGCCUGGGGCCGAGGUUGGUGCCCACGCCUGGGAGUGGGGUGGGGGCAGCACCACGCCCACAGGGGCGGGCCAAGAGCUUCAUGAACCAGAUGCUGCAUCCUCCGCCUCCGCCCAUGCAACAGCAGGUGGUGAAGAGGGAGAGGGAGCGGCGCCCCCUGCCAGUGCUGCAGUGUGGCGAUCGCUUCACCUACUGGCCAGAGUAUGACCCCAGCCAGACCUGGGUGAGCGAGAGAGAUGGUGGCUGGUUGGAGCAAUUUACUUCGCUGGGUUGGCGUCAUAGCGAGGCGCUGAGGACCCUGAGGGCCCAGGGGCGCCAGGGGUCAAGAGACGUAGCCCCUGAGGCCCUAGCAUCACUCAGGAAAAGUGAGCGACGCCUCAGCAAAGCAGAGAUGGAAGGGUUGUACGUGGAGGUGCUGUACACGGUGUUCCACAAGAUUGGAGCACAACAUCACUCGGAGAAGAAAGAUCUCUCGGAGGACCUGCAUCGGUAUGCUCAGGCGGCCUUCCAUAUAGAACCGCAUGACCAUGCCAGGCUACAGGCUGUCGCUCAGGAGGAGAAGCCUCCCAUCCUGGUGCUCAACUUAGUGGUGGUGGAAGCAGAGAAUUUAGAAGCCAAGGAUCCUAACGAUAUUCAUUUGACCCUUAGUAAAUUCCACUUUUUAGAAGUAUCAGCACUCAAUUCCAGGAGAGUGUUGGCACUUAGUUCCAAGGAGAGUGUCAGCACUCGGUUCCAGAGAGUGUCAGCACUCGGCACUAAAGUUCUUCUGGGUUACCACAGCAUGCUAGAGAACCAUAGCAUUCUAGAGAACCAUAGCAUUCUAGAGAACCACAGCAUGCUAGAGAACCACAGCAUGCUAGAGAAUCACAGCAUGCUAGAGAACCACAGCAUGCUAGAGAAUCACAGCAUUCUAGAGAACCACAGCAUGCUAGAGAACCACAGCAUUCUAGAGAACCACAGCAUGCUAGAGAACCACACCAUGCUAGAGAACCAUAGCAUUCUAGAGAACCACAGCAUGCUAGAGAACCACACCAUACUAGAGAAUCACACCAUGCUAGAGAACCACACCAUGCUAGAGAACCACACCAUGCUAGAGAACCACAUCCAUACUAGAAAACAACCAUGUGUUCAAAACAGAAAUGAAAGAACUGAACCAAAUAGCCACCGUGCUCUUGGAAAUACAGAAAUCACAAAUGAAACCGCAUCACCAAUUACAGAAAACACAAAACCCUAG
Molecule: messenger RNA, 2535 nt
Organism: Cherax quadricarinatus
Lineage: Eukaryota; Metazoa; Arthropoda; Malacostraca; Decapoda; Parastacidae
Source: RefSeq, a predicted model, not a curated record